AUCCUGAAACUUAUCCUUGAAUUUCGGUGCAACAAGUUUAAGAUACAAAGAAAGAGAAUGAGCAACAGUAGUAGUGUGACAGUAACAGCAAGCACAAGACCUGCUAAUUAUAGUAAUAAUAAUACUUCUAAUUCUAAUAAUAGUAAGUUCGAAAAAAGGUCUGUUAUGGAUGAGUUGAGAAGCUUUGAUGAGAAAGAUGGUUACUUUGAUUUGGGUCAUCCUCUUCUUAAUCGUAUUGCUCACUGCUUUAUCAAAGCUGCUGGGAUUGGAGCUCUCCAGGCUGUAUCCCGUGAAGCUUAUUUUACCGUGGUUGAGGGUGGGGGGAUUGAUUCGAGUACUACAGAUGGUAAUAACGGGGCCAAGAAACGACAUGCAUUUCCCGAUCUUAGAGGGGAAACCAACAGAAAGUCGAUUGAAGCCUUGGUAAAAAGUACAGGCAAGGAGUCUUUUCAAUGGGGGUUGGCUGCAGGGGUGUUCUCAGGUCUGACUUAUGGGCUGAACGAGGCUCGUGGUCAUCACGAUUGGAAAAACAGCGCUGUAGCAGGAGCACUAACAGGCAUGACUCUUGCACUUACGUCCGAGGAUACAACACAUGAGCAAGUUGUGCAGUCUGCGAUAACAGGAGCAGCUAUUGCUACUGCUGCUAAUAUGCUUACCGGCAUUUUCUAAGACUAGGUGGCCAGCGCGCAAUUGUUUUGCACGUCAAGUUUUCGCUUGUUUAUGUUUAAUGCCAAAGCAGAACACCAUGUGGAUACUCAAUUUUAUGUAUGGACAUACAAGGUAGAAAUGUAGUGAUAAUUUAACU
Messenger RNA from Spinacia oleracea (spinach), 805 nucleotides. Its product is annotated as outer envelope pore protein 16-2, chloroplastic. Lineage: Eukaryota; Viridiplantae; Streptophyta; Magnoliopsida; Caryophyllales; Amaranthaceae. The record is from RefSeq and is a predicted model, not a curated record. Gene Ontology annotation, cellular component: chloroplast outer membrane. Gene Ontology annotation, molecular function: amino acid transmembrane transporter activity. The transcript is spliced from 7 exons. The coding region runs from base 58 to 669 and encodes 203 amino acids.